Molecule: messenger RNA, 489 nt
Organism: Lolium perenne
Lineage: Eukaryota; Viridiplantae; Streptophyta; Magnoliopsida; Poales; Poaceae
Source: RefSeq, a predicted model, not a curated record
AUGGAGUUUUGGUUUCCUGGAAUUGACCUAAACAAGCCAGUACAAGAUGAGGGAUAUGAUCAGGGUAAUGCACAAGAUAAUACAGGGCAAGUUAGGCAGGAAGAAAUCCAACAUGAACAGGAAGCUACAGGGCAAGGGGAGCAAGCAACAGGCAAUUCUGGAAUGGAUGCAGGGGCAUCUGUAGAGUCUGUAGAUGCUGACACAGGGAAUACAAUGUCAACUGAUGAUUCUGGCGAAGAGGAUGAAGUCCAGUCUACACCAAGUCUAACUCCAGUAGAGAAGCCGUACCCAGAUAUGUUGUUUGCUUCAUGGGAAGAAGCAAAAAUGUGCUACAACAGAUAUGCUAAGCAUGUUGGAUUCUCAAUCAAGUCUAGUACCUCAAGGAAAUCUACUGUUGACAAGCAGACAGACAAAUACCUCUUUGUAUGCAACAAGAGUGGGAAAAACGUCGACAUUAACAAGCGGGAAGUUCCACCAAUCCGACAAUGA